Molecule: messenger RNA, 1661 nt
Organism: Notolabrus celidotus (New Zealand spotty)
Lineage: Eukaryota; Metazoa; Chordata; Actinopteri; Labriformes; Labridae
Gene: abhd12
Product: abhydrolase domain containing 12, lysophospholipase
Exons: 14
Coding region: 240-1412 (390 amino acids)
Biological process (GO): monoacylglycerol catabolic process; phosphatidylserine catabolic process
Cellular component (GO): endoplasmic reticulum membrane
Molecular function (GO): phosphatidylcholine lysophospholipase A1 activity; monoacylglycerol lipase activity
Source: RefSeq, a predicted model, not a curated record
CUCAGAAGCAGCCGGAUCCCAGGAGCAGAGCCUGCAGACACGAGCUGUGUUUUCUGUCAAACUGCAGCGGACUGGAUAUCCCGUUUUAAAGUCGCUUUUCAUGAACAGAGCAGCUUCUCUGGACAUUUGUUCAAUCUUUCUUUGUCGCUUUUAUUUUUCUCAGUGUUGCUGUAAACUUCGUGGCUCUGCUUCGUGCUACAUUCAAGUAACCCCGGAAAUGACAAUGGCUGUGAAAUGUGAUGCGAAAGAGGAAUAACUCGCUGACACCCGAGCAUGACAGCACCGGCACUCCGCUGGACCCGGACCUGAAGCAGCGCCCCGGCAGGGGAGCUGGGGGGCCCGCAGAGGACGACCAGAACGGCCCGGGAGAGGAGGAGGACAUGGGGAAACCGUUCAAGAGGCUGGGUCUGGUGGCGAAGCUGAAGAGGACUUUACUCUGGCUGUUGGUGGUCUACAUUUCCAUCCCCUUCAUCAUCAAACUCUGUCCAUCCAUCCAGGCCAAACUCGUCUUCCUCAACUUUGUGAGGAUGCCCUACUUCAUCGACCUGAAGAGACCCCUGGACCAGGGACUGAACCACACACACAACUUCUACCUGGAGCCUGAGACUGGACUCAAGAUUGGAGUCUGGCACACAGUUCCUGCUCACAUGUGGAGAGAAGCUCAGGGGAAACAAGGAGACUGGUACAACUCCAUGUAUAGCUCCUCCCAUCCUGUUAUCCUCUAUCUCCAUGGAAACGCAGGGACCAGAGGAGGAGACCACAGAGUCCAGCUGUACAAGGUCCUCAGUUCAUUAGACUACCAUGUAGUCACGUUUGAUUACAGAGGAUGGGGGGAUUCAGAUGGCUCUCCAUCAGAGGGCGGUAUGACAUCAGAUGCUCUGUUCAUUUAUGAUUGGCUGAAACAUCGGCUGGACAACAAAACACCGCUUUACAUCUGGGGACACUCUCUGGGGACAGGAGCCGCCACCAACCUGGUCAGACGACUCUGUGACAGAGGGAGUCCUCCUGAUGCCCUGAUCCUAGAGUCUCCGUUCACCAACAUCAGAGAGGAGGCCAAGAGCCACCCCUUCGCUAUGGUGUACAGAUACCUGCCCGGCUUUGAUUGGUUCUUCCUGGACACGAUCACAGCCAGCAACAUCCACUUCGCCAGCGAUGAAAAUGUAAAUCAUAUCUCUUGUCCUGUGUUGAUCCUCCACGCUGAAGAUGACAGUGUGGUUCCUUUCCACCUGGGCAAAAAGCUGUACAACAUCGCCUCUCAGUCAAAGAGCCUCAGCGGUCACAAGGUUCAGUUUGUUCCUUUCCCGUCCUCUCUGGGUUACAAACACAAGUUCAUCUACAGGAGCCCGGAGCUGCCAAACAUCCUCAGUGACUUCCUCAGCACGGCUCAUCCACAGAGUGACGACUCAGCAUGAAAACAAACACACACUAACACACACUGACAUACACACACUGCUAUAGACCUCACACACACACACCUUCUUGUUUGUUUCUGGACUGAACAUUGUGGCAUGAACUGGACACAGAACACAUCAUUCCCCUCUCUGUGUCUCAUUCCUCUCACACCAACACUGGCACCACAGGGUUGAUUUUAAACAUGUCUGUUGGGUUUGAAGGCCUGUUACGACUUGAACUAUGAAUAAAAAUAUGUCUUCUUUUAUCAA